AUGUCUACCUUUUUGGAUUCAUUCUGCCCACAGGCUUAUGGGGCAGGAAAGCGGCAUCAUGUAGUUCUCUACUUUCAAGGAAUACUUAAUGGGUAUUUGCCUUCUUAUUUUCCCAUUAAGUAUUCUUUGGUGGAACUCUGGGUAAAACUUUUGAUAGUUUGUGUAGAUCAAGAUAGUAUUGAAAUGGCCCAAUUAUAUUUGAGGAUAGUCACAUUUGGUGGGCCCGGCUUACUCUUAUUUGAAACUGGAAAAAGGUAUCUUCAAGCCCAAAAUAUUUAUUCCGCUGACUUAUGUCCCAAUUUUCGUUUAAAUCUUCAACUGCUUUCUCAAUUGGAUAUUAGUAUGGAAUAG
Priceomyces carsonii is the source of this 351-nucleotide messenger RNA. RefSeq lists its product as uncharacterized. Lineage: Eukaryota; Fungi; Ascomycota; Pichiomycetes; Serinales; Debaryomycetaceae. The coding region runs from base 1 to 351 and encodes 116 amino acids. Gene Ontology annotation, molecular function: antiporter activity; xenobiotic transmembrane transporter activity. Gene Ontology annotation, cellular component: membrane. The record is from RefSeq and is a predicted model, not a curated record. The transcript has a single exon. Gene Ontology annotation, biological process: transmembrane transport.